Mya arenaria is the source of this 1230-nucleotide messenger RNA. RefSeq lists its product as uncharacterized. Gene Ontology annotation, biological process: regulation of transcription by RNA polymerase II. Gene Ontology annotation, cellular component: nucleus. Gene Ontology annotation, molecular function: DNA-binding transcription factor activity, RNA polymerase II-specific; RNA polymerase II cis-regulatory region sequence-specific DNA binding. The coding region runs from base 1 to 1230 and encodes 409 amino acids. NCBI's taxonomy places the organism in Eukaryota, Metazoa, Mollusca, Bivalvia, Myida, Myidae. The transcript is spliced from 6 exons. The record is from RefSeq and is a predicted model, not a curated record.
AUGGAGGAAGAAAAACACGCAAAAGUUGUUCCGUCAAUGGUACCAACGGUUGUGAGCGGAUUAUUUGACAAUUCUGAUGGAUUUACUGAUAAUUCGGAGUCAGAUGAAAACACUGACUAUUCAACGUCAAAUAAUGUUGGACAUUGCAGCACAAUAAACGCAAACGACAUUAGAUCUGAUGCAAGUUCUGUGAAAAGUGUCGAGAAAUACGCAAUUGUGAAUUCUAAUGGUGCAUGUGGAUAUACAAAUACACGUUAUAACUCUGACGUCAUUGUGUCAGAUUACGGCAAUGAUGACGUCGAUGACGUCUCGCGACGCGAGCUUCUAGAAAACGGAUUAAUGCCGUUUAUAAAAGAGGAACUGAAAUAUUCCAUUCAGACGAAACGGUUGAAGGAGGGAAAGCAGGAAUUGAAAGUGGAAUUUAGCCCUCCCUCGGAAGAUGUGCUUACACCGGAAGAGGAAGAGCGGGUGGUAAAACGGCGCGUGCAGAACAGAAUGGCCGCGCGCCGCUUCCGGGACAAACAAAAAGACAGAGCCCACACUUUGCAAAAGGAGUGUCAUCGACUACAAAGCAUUCAGACGGAGUUGAGGUACGAACUGGCGCGGGUACGAAAAGAAAGGGACGAAUACCGCCGUGCGUUUGAUCAACACAUGGCCGUCUGCCCGCUACACACAAUAAACGCAAGUGACUUUAGAUCUGAUGCAAGGUCUGUCAAAAAUGUCGGGAAAUACGCAAUUGUAAAUUUUAAUGGUGCAUAUGGAUAUACAAAUACAAGUUAUAUAGCUGACGUCAUUGUGUCAGAUACCGACAGUGACGUAAAUGACGUCUCGCGACGCCAGUUUCUAGAAAACGGGUUGACGCCGUUUAUAAAAGAGGAACUGAAAUAUUCCAUUCAGACAAAACGGUUAAAAGAGGGAAAGCAGGAAUGGAAAGUGGAAUUUAGCCCCCCGCCGGAAGAUGUGCUUACAUCGGAAGAGGAAGAGCGUGUGGUAAAACGGCGCGUGCAGAACAGAAUGGCCGCGCGUCGCUUCCGGGACAAACAAAAAGAAAGAGCCCACACUUUGCAGAAGGAAUGCCAUCGACUAGAAAGCAUUCAGACGGAGUUGAGGUACGAACUGUCGCAGGUACGAAAGGAAAGGGACGAAUUCCGCCAGGCGUUUGAUCAACACAUGGCCGUCUGCCCGCUACAGUUUCCCGCGCAUUUCAUCGCGUCAACUUCGAACUCUUGA